Molecule: messenger RNA, 327 nt
Organism: Ostertagia ostertagi
Lineage: Eukaryota; Metazoa; Nematoda; Chromadorea; Rhabditida; Trichostrongylidae
Source: the annotation of a GenBank genome assembly
AUGAUUCUAGAGGCUCGCGGUCCAAAGGACAUUGAAAGUUACUAUCAGGAAAUUGGACGCGCAGGACGUGACGGCGAUCCAGCCCAGUGUCAUGUACUCUGGGCACAAAAGGAUAUAGUGAUGAAUAGAUCACGCGUCAAUAGAUCUAUGAGGGAACCCUACCUUACACAUGCCUAUGAGAUGAUUCGCUCUAUGGAGGAAUUCCUGAAUUCGAUGCGAUGCAGACGCUAUCUGCCAGCUGGAGGCGAGAUUCUCAAUAGAGAGCGGCACUACGGCGAAGGCAUUCCUGAGCCGCUCAUUGCGAAUGUUCACAUCUCCGCCCGCUAG